GCCAAGUAGAAAUCCCCGGACAGAAGACUGACUUAACAAAUCUUUCAUUUGGUGAAAAAGAGGAUCUCUUAAAACUGGCAUCAUGGCUGUGGCGGGCUGCACCAAGUGCAUUAAAUAUAUGUUAUUCUUCUUUAACUUUAUUUUUUGGCUGGCUGGAGGCGUGAUCUUAGGAGUGGCACUGUGGCUUCGUCACGACAGUCAAACCAGCAACCUCCUCAUCCUCCAGUUUGACGGCAACCAGGCACCCGGUACCUUCUAUAUCAGUGUGUACAUACUGAUAGCUGUAGGCGCUGUGAUGAUGUUUGUUGGCUUCCUCGGUUGUUAUGGUGCCAUUCAGGAGUCCCAGUGCCUCCUGGGGACGUUCUUCUUCUUUUUGGUCGUCCUCUUUGCUUGUGAAGUGGCUGCAGGAAUUUGGGGUUUCAUGAACCGGGACACUAUCUCAAAGGAGCUGAUCAACUUCUACGACUCUGCGUAUAUCAAGGCUGUAGAUGUCACAGGGUCCCCAAGCAAAGAGUCUGCCACUAAGGUGCUGGAGGUUUUCCACAGGACGCUCGAUUGCUGUGGUAAAGGAGAUGACGGCCCUCUGUUCACACAAGUGGCAAGCUCCCUGUGUCCCCAAAAGGCUGUAGAUUUACUCACAUCUCGCAGUUGUCAUGUGAAACUGAUCGAGCUGUUCUCAGAGAAGCUCUACCUGAUUGGCCUGGCUGCUUUGGUGGUGGCCGUCAUCAUGAUCUUCGAGAUGAUUUUCACCAUGGUGCUCUGUUGUGGCAUCCGCAACAGCCCAGUGUACUAGAGGCCGGGCCGGAGAGCAGCGAUGCUGCAUGACAGCCUGUGAUGAGAUCAUUUUAUGCGUUUCUGUGUGAUUGUUCCUCUUCCUUAUGAUUAUAAUACAAGGCAAUGGAUAUUUCUCCCAUAUUAUAGAUGAGAAAGUACUCUAUUUUGUCUUAAUAAUGCUAAUACACUCAUUUUUCUAAAACACCAGUUCAGUUUCUGUCAGAUAUUCAGGUGUUCUUCAUGUUUCAUAUCAGACUUCCUUUGAGUUUUACAUAUGUUGUGAUAUAUUUCUUUGAGGUCAUUUUAAACUAGGUGCUCUUUUUAUGAUUGUAUAAAUUGUAUAUAUGCUAGUCAUAUGUUAAUAACACUUACUUGGGAGAGUUCAUAUGUUCCCUGUUUUGUUUGUGAUUUUGCCUGCCUACAGUGUGCCAGUGUCAUAUAAUUUAAGCAGCAGGGUUUCAGCUGUCCAGGGUAAUGUACUGCAUCAGUGUAUUGAUUAAUCAGGAGGAGUCAGCCAGUGUGUUUGCGUUUCACUGUGUGCAUCUCUUCUCACUGCCUAAUGAACUGUCCUCAUACUGUUACGCUGUCUCCACUAUAUUAUAUAACUUGUGAAUCCCUCCCCUUGAAUAAUGACCCCUCCUCAUGUCAAAACCACUUACUCAAUCUGUUUUAAUAAUGGUA
Messenger RNA from Myripristis murdjan (pinecone soldierfish), 1455 nucleotides. Its product is annotated as CD81 antigen-like. The coding region runs from base 83 to 793 and encodes 236 amino acids. Lineage: Eukaryota; Metazoa; Chordata; Actinopteri; Holocentriformes; Holocentridae. The record is from RefSeq and is a predicted model, not a curated record. The transcript has 8 exons. Gene Ontology annotation, cellular component: plasma membrane.